GUAGGAGUUUACCUGGCAGAGAAGGAAUUUUAAUUAACUUUUGGGGUAAAGGAUCUCCUUUCAGUAAGAUCAUUGAGACCCUUUUUUGGAACCUUCUCUACUUAAAAGAGACCCCUUGAGAAGAGAUAUUCAUAAGACCAUCAGACAGGACUUUUGGGAUCAUCUCUCAUCUUUCAGAUGGAUAGCUGAGGCUCAGAAAGGUCUGGGAUUUGCUCUCCUAGCCCAGGACUCUUUGUUUAUUUAUUUGUUCAUUCAUUCAUGCACGGACUUAACCUAUAUUUAUCAAAAGCCCAUUUUUUACCAGAUACUAGAUGCUGGUGAUAAAGCAGUGAACAAAAAGAUUCCUGCCCUCAGAAAGCUAAUAUUUUAGUGGAGGGAGACAGACAAUAAACAGAAAAAUAAGAUUAAAAAACAUAUCAGAGGGUGAUAGGAGCUAUAAAGACGUGUAAGGACUGGAAGGAGGUCAGGUAUAUUGGAGGUGCCUUUGGGAAGGUGGCCCUUGGACAUAAAAGGCCCUGGGCAGCUCUUACAGGGUGGCUGCCCACUGUGACCCAUUGUGACAGUGCCUGUGGGGUUCUAGAGUGCAGGCCUGAGGAGGCCAGGAGAAGGCCUAGAGGAGGAGGAGGAAGAAGAAGACUGAAGUGGGAUUUAGUGGGUGGGCUGUGACCCCCAGUGGGGGCAGAAAAAUCCAAUGGAUCAGAAGGGCCACAAAGACUCCUUUUCCCCUUGUGAGAGGACUGCUGUGAGCAGUCUCCAUGAGGCCCUGGAUCAGUGCAUGACCGCCCUGGACCUCUUCCUCACCAACCAGUUCUCAGAAGCACUCAGCUACCUCAAGCCCAGAACCAAGGAGAGCAUGUACCACUCGCUGACAUAUGCCACCAUCCUGGAGAUGCAGGCCAUGAUGACCUUUGACCCCCAGGACAUCCUACUUGCUGGCAACAUGAUGAAGGAGGCUCAGUCACUCUGUCAGAGGCACCGCAAGAAGUCCUCUGUAACAGAUUCCUUCAGCAGCUUGGUGCACCGCCCCACUAUGGACCAAUUCACGGAAGAGGAAAUCCACGCUGAGGUCUGCUAUGCAGAGUGCCUGCUGCAGAGAGCAGCCCUGACCUUCCUGCAGGACGAGAACAUGGUGAGCUUCAUCAAAGGCGGCAUCAAAGUUCGAAACAGCUACCAGACCUACAAGGAGCUGGACAGCCUCGUGCAGUCCUCACAGUACUGCAAGGGAGAGAACCACAGGCACUUUGAAGGAGGAGUGAAGCUUGGUGUGGGAGCUUUCAACCUGACGCUGUCUAUGCUUCCUACCAGGAUCCUGAGGCUGCUGGAGUUUGUGGGGUUUUCAGGAAACAAGGACUACGGGCUGCUGCAGCUGGAGGAGGGGGCAUCGGGGCACAGCUUCCGCGCUGUGCUCUGUGUCAUGCUGCUGCUGUGUUACCACACCUUCCUCACCUUUGUGCUCGGCACCGGGAACGUCAACAUCGAGGAGGCAGAGAAGCUCUUGAGACCCUACCUGAAGCGAUACCCUAAGGGCGCCAUCUUCCUGUUCUUUGCGGGGCGGAUUGAAGCCAUUAAAGGCAAUGUUGACAUGGCCAUCCGGUGGUUCGAGGAGUGCUGUGAGGCCCAGCAACACUGGAAGCAGUUCCAUCACAUGUGCUACUGGGAGCUGAUGUGGUGCUUCACCUACAAGGGCCAGUGGAAGAUGGCCUACUUCUACGCAGACCUGCUCAGCAAGGAGAACUCCUGGUCUAAGGCCACCUACAUCUACAUGAAGGCCGCCUACCUCAGCAUGUUUGGGAAGGAGGACUACAAGCCGUUCGGGGAUGACGAAGUGGAGUUGUUUAGGGCUGUGCCAGGGCUGAAACUCAAGAUUGCUGGGAAAUCUCUACCCACAGAGAAGUUUGCCAUCCGGAAGUCUAGACGCUACCUCUCCCCCAAACCUAUUUCAUUGCCCGUCCCUGCUCUGGAAAUGAUGUACAUUUGGAAUGGCUACGCUGUGAUUGGGAAGCAGCCGGAACUCACAGACGGGAUACUUAAGAUUAUCACCAAGGCUGAAGAGAUGCUGGAAAAGGGCCCAGAGAAUGAGUACUCGGUGGAUGAUGAGUGUUUGGUGAAGCUGCUGAAAGGCCUGUGUCUGAAGUAUCUGGGUCGUGUCCAGGAGGCUGAGGAGAAUUUCAGGAGCAUCUCUGCCAAUGAAAAGAGGAUUAAAUAUGACCACUACUUGAUUCCAAAUGCCUUGCUGGAGCUGGCCCUGCUGUUUAUGGAGCAAGACAGAAAUGAAGAGGCUGUCAAACUCUUGGAAACUGCCAAGCAAAAUUAUAAGAAUUAUUCCAUGGAAUCAAGGACACAUUUUCGAAUCCAGGCAGCCACACUCCAAGCCAAGUCUUCCCUAGAGAAUGGCAACAGAUCCAUGGUCUCAUCCAUGUCCAUGUAGUUUUGUGCAGCAUUCCCAGGCUGGAAGACAGAGUCAGCUGGACAGAGCUCCUGCAAACAUUUCAAAAAGAUCCCCUCCCCCAUCCUGCCUUUGGGGUCCACCAGUGCUCCAGUGGGAUGGCACGACAUAGGUACCUGUGCAGAAGCAAAGCUGGCAUUUCACCAGUGUGGCCAAGGGCCUUUGCCAAGGACAGAGUAGGCAGAGCCUUCUGCCUGCCCUGUCACAUAUACGGGUACUUAUUUUUCACUGUGAUGUUUAAGAGAAUGUAUGAACAGUUUACAUUUUCCUUAGAAAUACAUUGAUGGGAUCAAAGUUGGCUUUGGAAAAAACCACCAACCAACCACCUGUAAAUCAUUGUUUUAACCCAUACUGAUGUGGAGGUAAAUCUAUGAUGCCAAGGGCCAAAGUGCUUUUCAGACUUCAGCAAGGUCUCAGCUUCCAGGGCUGGAAGGACCCAAAGGAGAAUCUGCACCUCAGGCUUCGAGGUUUCUGGGGGUUGGACACAGAGGUUUCACAUACUCCCACUACCUUACUUCUUACACUUACACUCCCUUUGUAACUUUCCAAUUUAAAGAAAAUCAAACAUGAAUUUUUAGUGAGAUAAUUUUCAGUCCAUCUGUAGAAAAAAGUCAAUCUCUACCACUAAGGAAUGGUGACACCGAGGCCUGAGGGAAGGGGCCCUUUCUGUGCCAAAGCCAAGAAGUUUGGCACGUAAAAGUUUCUCAGACACCAGACUGCUACAUGCCAAACUGAAGCCACUGGGAAUGAUUUAUGAAACAUAAAAAUCUUCUGUACUUCACUUCGAGGUACAUUUAUUUACUGAUAGCCUUUUUCUUAGAAACAGAAUGGUUAUUCUUGGCCUGUUUGUGUAUGUUUUAGAUUUUUCAGUUAAGAGAAAAGAUAUAUUUAAGUAAUAAAACUUAUACACUUAAAAGAGAUCAUGCAACAUCUAUUUCAGUAAAAUAUGUUGUUGCUUGAAUUCUUAGGAAGGGCAGAAAGUUUGAAUCAGAAGCUAUAUGGCCCAGGCAUCUUUUAUUUAGACAAUAUAAUGUUUUAAAAUUUUUAGAAUAAGCUACUAACAUUUAAAAAUGGGGAGAUUUCACAAAUAAAUCUGGUUUCUGGCUUCUUAUUUUAAAAAUCUGGCAAUAUCGGGCCUCAUUCCCACAAUGCAACAAUCAGUUGGAGCUGAGUAGAGGCUCUUUUCAACACUUAUAUAUCUUUCUGGCGCCUGAAAGCAUCUGAAUUGGCAACCUGUGGGACUGUUAAAGUGAGGACUCAAGUUCAAUGACCAACACCAAGUUUUACCAUUCACAAUCUAACAAUGGCAUACUUCACCUUAACCAUUUCCCUGGUAAAAAUAAUCAUCUAUGAAAAUGUGAUUCCUCAAACACAUGAAUGCAGUUUCUGUAAGGGAAGAACCACAGACAACUUUUCCAAUCUUCCAGCCUGCUGUAUUUACCAAACACUUUUGAGCAUUUGCCAGGAGCUGGGUGGUUUACUCUAUUAAUAUACAACCAAGCUUCCUGUGACUGAUGUUGAAUGAAGUUAUGGGGUUUAGGUAAAGCAUAUUCUCAUUAGGAAAACAAAGCUGAAAACCCUCAUCCAAGAUCCUCUUUUGCAUUUAGUGUACUGUCAGAGCAGAAAUGCUACGAAAGGAAAGAUUCCUUAUUUUGUUAGAACUAGACAAAAGAAUGCUUUCCACAGAGGACAAGUCCCUUGAAAGCUCACUCUCCACCACAGCCUGGAUUCUGGGAGCCAGCCUAUUUCCUGGUUGUUGGGCAGGGUAGAUGAAAGGGGUGAACUAGAGCCAGGUUCUGCUGAAUGAAGGUGGCCUGCUGUCUUCCCUCACAUAUUAGAAUGCUACCUAUUUCAGUAUAAAAGCAACACUGGUCACAGGAUACCAAACAUACAAUUUGCGAAAUUGCCGUAUACAAAAAACUUUCAAUGUUCAUUUUAGGUGCUUUUAUUUUUAAAUUUUUAUGCCAGGAUGGUUUUCUAGUUGUUGCUAUUUCCUGCUGGGCUUCAUUAAUUAGCCUCUGUCACCUUUACCUCUGUCUGCUGCCCUGGCUUGCAGUCUGGCUAUGAGUUUUGUCUACUUUAUCCUACCUGCAGCUUGAGCUAGUCCAUCAAAAACAUGUAUGUGAGGGAGGUCCCUGGUGGUCCAAUGGUUAGGAUUCCGUGCUUUUACUGCCAUGGCCCGGGUUCCAGCCCUGGUCAGGGAACUAAGAUCCCGCAAGCUGAGUGGCAUGGCUGAAAACAAACAAAUGUGUAUAUGAAGGAAGGUGAAAAUGCUGAGUAUCUGACACCACCAUAUCCAUGUGCAGAUGUCUUUGAAGGUAACAGUUCUGUCAUGGGCUUCUCAUUGUGUCUUGAGCCAUUUCUGGUCACUGCUUCUCUAAACACUGCAGACCUUUCCAGCAUAUCUGUCCUGGAAAGGCAGCUGACCAGGUGGGGAGGGUUUUGGCUUAGAAAUAUGGAGACCUGAAUUCUAAUCCCUGCUUUGCUACUGCUUUUCAGAGUGACCUUGGUAAAGUCAUAGAGCCUCUAAAAAUAGUAAUUUGGACUAGAUUAAGGCUCUUUCCUGCUGUUAAAAGUUCUGAUUCUAAUUCUGGUCAAGUCUGUUUCUGGGCUUUCAUUUCUAAAAAGAGGCAGCAGAUAUAUACCUCCCUACCUUUUCUCAAAGCCUGGUGUCACCAGGCAGCUUACCAGAGGUGAUAUUAGGCUUCCUCCCAGGACACCCAAGAGCAAAUAAUCCUCAUUUGGGGAAAGUCUGAGUCCUGUGCCACACAGAGGAACUCAGUUGUUAGGAAACAGCAACUGUGCAACAUGUUCUGAACAGGCUCUUGGCAACAGAAAGUCUACCUCUGCCCCUCACUGGUCCCAGGCCUUGGACUGAUAGGGUAGCUUCCAGCAGUGUGCUGGUCCCUAUCAGCUCUCCCAUAUGUUGGCAGGAUUCCCUAUUCCUUAUCUCUCAAGUCAGAAUGGGAGUGUUUCCAAGACAGCUAUCAUCAUUCACAGCAGAAAGCCAUGACCUGACAGCAAAGCCAGGACCCUAAAAGGCCAACGUCAACCAAACACUUGGCUGAGCUCCAGGUGGGAGAUUCCCAGCAACUGAAGGGAGCAUCAAGAAGAUUUUAGCCCCAGCCUGCUGAGUGCUUGAGUCAUUCAACAAGGGAAUAAAAUCCACAGAUACUUUUCUGUGGAGUUACUCCCAAGCUUAUUUCUUCUAAGAUGAUAGGGAGUGGACAACAGUCUUCUUCUUUGCUUCAAAUUUAAAGCCCAACAGUGUGGUUUUCAAAAGUUUUCAUGUCCUUAGCACCAUCACACUAAUUCAGUAAUAAAUGAGAAGUGCCUGGAUUCUGAAAACCAAACAGCAAAUGGGAACUUCUCACCCUUGCCCUCAGAUGCAGCUUUCCAAGGUUGGAAAGUGCCUUUCUGCUUGGGUUAGCACAGCUCUGUGGAAAUCUCGUACAAAGUUCAUCACUGCCCAACAGGGUAAGUCAGUCCACAAACAAGGAGCCUCAUUUAGGGGCUUGAAAAAUCCAUUUCGAAGUGAGCAAUCUAUGAGUUGCUUCUACUUAGCUCUUAAGUGACAAAAUAUAAUAGAGCUGUUACUUUGGAAAGACAUGCAAUUACAGAAGAUCGAUAUGGACUUCUGAAAGCUGACAUUCAAGUUUAAUCAGACACAUUACAGCUAACACCUCACAAAUAACUGGUUAAGAUGGUUUUGUUUUUCUUGACAUCACAAACAAACAUUUCGCAACACCAGGUACUAUAUAUGCUCUGGGUCAGAUAAUACUAGCUAAUGUUGUUAUUUACCAGUUGUGAUUCUAAAUACUUUACAUGUAUCUAAUCCUCAAAACCACCCUAUGAAGUAGGGCUAUUAUUGCCAUUUUACAAUGAGAAAACUGAGACAUAGGUUAAAUAACUUGCCUAAGACCACACAGCUAUUAUGCAUCAGAAAUAUAUGAAGCCAGGCAGUUGAACACUAAAGCUCAUGCUUUCCUAAACUGCUGGUCAAGCUUUCAAAUUAUCAGCUUAAAGUUGGCUCUGACUUGCACUGUCUCUUGGGCCACUGUUAAGUAUGGAAAAGGUACUGGCUAAUAAACACUAGAACUCCUUGGUUGGAGCACAUGGAGCAUAUGUUUGUGUGGCAUGGUUCCCCUGUGGCGCUUUGCAUCAUGAGGUAGGGACAGGGUCUAACUUGGACAAAGGCAAUCCUUAAGCAACUAUAUUGCUCAUAAAAUCAUUAGGAUGUUGAAGGAAAAGGCAUGAUUUAAUCCCCAGUUGGAUAGGUAGAGUUCCAAUCAGCUACUCCAGACAUGGGAAGUGAACAGAUGUAGAGGCUGAGGCCUGGACUGAGGCUUGAGUCCAAACCAUAUGCUGGAAGAGGUAUGGUGGUAAGACAAUAAGAGAUAGGAACAUUGGCAAACUGGGAAGCAUAUGAUGCUGAAGACACUCUCAGAAUUUUAAGUUUAAGCACUUAAGAGUGGUAGCUGCCCAAACAUAUUACAUCUGUGGGUCAGAGUGGUCCGUGGGCCAGAAUUCUGUCACCCUUGGGCUAGAGGUGACUUUCAGACAACUAUCUAUGGAAAAGAGGUGGUGAGCAAAUUCAUAAGUGAAAAGCUUGACCUACUAAAAACAGUGACUUUAAAUUUUAUUAAUUACACAGGAUAAUGGUGGAUAAAAGUACAGACUGAAUUCAUAUUAUUUUACUGCUUUUGAGAAUCAGUUUACUCUUUCAUAAAAUGAGGCUGGGCUUCCUAGGUGGUGCAGUGGUUAAGAAUCCGCCUGCCAAUGCAGAGGUCACGGGUUCGAUCCCAGCUCCAGGAAGAUCCCACAUGCCGCGGAGCAACUAAGCCCGUGUGCCAGGGAAAAAAAAAAUAAAAUAAAAUGAGGCUAAUGCCAACUGCUUCACAGGGCUGCUGAGAUUAAAAAAGAGAUCAACUAAACAGGGACUUCCCUGGUGGCUCAGUGGCUAAGAAUCUGCCUGCCAAUGCAGGGGACAUGGGUUUGAGCCCUCAUCCUGGAAGAUCCCACAUGCUGUGGAGCAACUAAGCCCGUGUGCCACAACUACUGAGCCUGUGCUCUAAAGCCUGUGCAUUACAACUAUUGAAGCCUGCACACCUAGAGCCCAUGCUCCACAACAAGAGAAGCCACCACGAGAAGCCCACGCACCACAACUAAGAGUAGCCACCGCUCUCCACAACUAGAGAAAGCCUGUGCACAGCAACAAAGACCCAACACAGCCAAUAAAUAAAUAAAUGGCUCCAGGCAUCCAUUAGGUCUUCUCCACCUCUUGGCUUUGCUCUUGUGUUAGAUUUAGUCUCUUGAACUGACUUCACUGCAUGAGAGUUCAGACCUUACCACCUUACAGCUUUGUGACCAGAAGAAAAGAGUUCCUUUUCCUAUCUCCAAUGUGAAAAAUCCCCAGAUAAGGACUCUUGAUUAGUCUGACAGCUUGAAUGUCCAUCCUUAGGCCAGUGGUUCCCCAAAUCAGCAUUAGAUACUAGGGAAUUUGUUAGAAAUGUAAAUUAUCAGCUCUCCCCCCUCCCACACCCCAUAUAGGGAACAAUCUGAGCAAGUCCUCCAGGUGGAUCUGAUAGACACUGAAGUUUGAGAACCACUGCCUUAGAAAGGGAAAGAGAGGUACUAAAACUGGUCUAUCUUGGGUUACAUGCUCAGUUGGGAGUUAGUACUAAAAAAAGAUGGGGUACUGGGCAGACAAAAACAACAUGUAUCCACUAUAUGUCCUUUCUUUCAAAAGUUGAUAUACAGGAACUAUGACCUGCCAACGUUCCCAGGUGAAGGGGAGGAUGAGGGCAGUACUGGUUAGAGACAAGGCUUAUCAAAAAGCUGCCCACUCAGGAAGAGCUUUGCCUUUGUCCUCCUUGCAGCCCUCAAAAAUCUUUAUACGGUCCCUAUUUUCCAAUGGGAACUUCCAUGAUGGUGGCUCCCACUCCAUCAGAAAUGCUCAGAUUCCUUAGGGCUUCUCUUCUUCCUUGCUUUCUCCUUCCCAUCACUUAAUAAAUACCUGUGGAGCACCUAAAUGUCCUGCUGUCAUGGAGACAAAUGAAAGUAAACAAAUUAGAGCCAUGGAGUAAAUAAACGGAGGCUAUUGGUCCAGAGGAUAAGAAACAAGCCAUCAGGGACUUCCCCGGUGGUCCAGUGGUUGAGAAUCUGCCUUCCAGUGCAGGGGAUGUGGGUUCAAUCUCUGGUCAGGAAACUAAGAUCCCACAUGCCAUGGGGCAACUAAGCCCAUGCGUGGCAACUACUGAGCCCGCACACCACAACUAGAGAGAAGCCCGUGAGCUACAAAGAGCCCAUGUGCUGCAACAAAGACCCGACGCAGCCAAAUAGACAAAACAAAAAAACAAAAAAAACUUCCUUAAAAAAAAAAAAGAAACCAGCCAUCAAACAAUCUGGGAAAGUGAACUACAGGACAGAAACUACAAAAGACCUGAGACAGGAAAGUGCAUGGCAUUUUAGAAAGUAUAAAAAAGUCUACAAAAUAGAGUACUAUGAAAGGAGAAAGGCAGAAAGUCUACUAUCUCCAUUAAGGAGCUUGGAUUUUAAUCUCCACACAAUGGGAAGCAAUUAAAAUUUCUAAGCAGAUGAAUGACAUCAUCCAAUUUACUCAAAAUUAUUUUUAACUGCUGUGGGAAGAAUGUACCAUACAGGGUUAAACAUGGAAAUUGGGAGGCCAGUGCCAUGUCAAAGGCCAACAAGCACCAAUUGCUUCUGCUUCGUGAGAACUGUCAUUAAAAUACCUCCUCCUCCCUUCACCAGCUACCACACUUUCAAUAUGUUGCUAAGUGAUAAUUCAAGCUCUAUGAGUCAGUGUGAGUUGGCAUCUCUUGUUGUUUACUCUUCAUGAGAAAUCAGCAACCCAGUUUAUCAAAAAUCCAAACCCAUAAACAUGAUUUCUUACUUCAAAGAUAUCUUCAAUGCCAUUAACGCAAAGUUUUAGAAAUAAAUCCUGAAAACAAGAGUUGCAAUAAUGACCAAUCUGAAAAUGCCCUGCUAGCACCCAUCUCACUACUGAAAAGAAUGGUUAUUAUUCCUCUUAUCAAAAUAACAUUAUAGACAGUAGCCAUUAACUUAUCUGUCUGCUUGAGUUCAGCUACCCUCAUGGAAAGAGGAUCAUUAUUCUGCACUAUUUCAAAGAUGAAGGACUGCCUCUGACUCUGGAAUCAGCAGAAUGCAACUUAUUCCCAAUACCUCUGGUAUGGACAGUGCUGGAAGUCAAUGUGAUAGCAUAGUCCAGGCCUCCCAAUUCACACAAUGCCUAAGACACGCUUUUGGAUCCUGAAUGACUAGAUUAACUACUAUACGGCCCACAGAGAAAAGCUGGGCCCAUCACUUGCUUAGACAACCAAAUCUCAUAAGCUUUCAGAGUUCACCACUAUGACCAUACACCUGCGGUAAACCCUCAGUUACCUUUUUCAACUUCCUUUUCUCAGCACCAAGAAAUCCAGUCGAUAAGCACUGCUGUUACAGAAUGUGUUCAAAGCAAACAUGCACUGCUCACUGUUUGAUCACAGUUUUAGAUGCCUGAAGUCUGUACCUUAUUGAUAAUGUUGCUUCAUUCAUACGCAGAGAAAAAUUUCCUUUGGAAAGCAUCCAAAGAUGACUAAAUCUUCCAGUGGACAGUAAUUCUUCUCAAAAAACAAAAAUGUAAAGGAAAGUUAGUAUCCCUUAAAGUAAAAAAACCACCUACCAUUUCUGUAAAAAAUUUACGAAAUGGUAGAUGGUUUCAGCCUAUCAGUAACAUUAAUUACAUGGGUCCAGUUAUUAUUGUCCUGAGCUCACGCCCACUGCUCAGGGUGAUAAAGCAAACAAGAACAAUGUGGACAAUUAAAAUGUGCAGGUAAAUCCAAACUCUUUUUGUGACGUUUUCUUGAAGUCUAACAAAAAUUUCACGGAUCAGGAAAUGGGCUGUAAUGGGAUUCAUCUGGAUUUUGUUUCCGGGCUGAAGAGCAAAGAAACAGCCAAAGAAAGGAUAAAUGGGAAAACAAAGCCUGGAUACUUUGUAUCAGGACAAUCAAUAUUUGAAUAAACAAUCACCCAGGACUGCUGUUUUUAGACCCAGAGGCUCUCCGAAAAGGAAUUACAAAACAUAUUUAAAUUAAUAUUCCCCAGAUACACGUGCCUCAUCCAUUUACUAACUUCUCUAUGUCAUUUAAAUAUAAACAUUAAUGUGUCAUAAUGUAACUCUUAGGAGCUUAUAAAAGAUGUAGGUUAUUCUUCUCUAGUUAUAAAUAAUACUUUAUGUGAAGAGAGAACUAACAAGCAGUCCAGUUAACAUUUUCCUAAAUACAGAAAAUGAACUUACUAUUUAUUGGGUAGGCCAAAAAGUUCACUCAGGUUUUUCUUUUCUAUGAGAAGAACUUUCUGUAAGAAAAACCCGAACAAACUUUUUGACCAACCCAAUACAUCUUUCAAACCACUCAGAAAAAGUAUUGUUUUUAAGGUGUUUUAUAUAAUGUAAUCAAGCAUUUACAGUUACUCCCAUUAAACGCUUAUGUUUCACUUGAGUUACUACAAACUAAGGUCUUGUCUAAAUCUGAAUUAUGAGCAUUAAAGCACUGCCUGGACAUAAGAAAAUACCUAUUCUGACAAUACAGAACUGAGAAAAACUUCAGAGACCAUUUCUUGAUAGCUCUCAAAUAAAUCAGCUAACAGUGGGUCAGAUCAGUAAUGACAUUCAGUGCAAAGAUGUUAAUUCUGUAGUUGGACAUUUUUACUCCACACUUUUAAAUUUAAUGAUGACAAAAUACUUACAAAGUGGGACCAAGGGGGAAGAAAUUAGAAGGAAUUCAGCUAUGUCCUCAAAAGGGAUGACAUAAUACAGUCAGAAUAAGACUGCAUAGGGCGCUGAUGGCUCUCAUGCCCAUGCCUCACAUGAUGGGGAUAUCCUGAACCAGGCCUGUGUCUUAGGGAAGUCUAGUCGAGUGUAAGACUAGAACGGGGGAGCUACAUAGGGUACAGAAGGAGGGGUUACAAACUAUCUUUGCUAACUUUUCCCCUACCCAUUAAAAAACAGAUGAUCUUUAAAUUGAGAUGAGUAAAUUUAGUAUUACUUCAGGAGAUACUAAACCCCAAAUCCACCUUUUCACGUGUCUACCAAUUUCAAAAUUAAAAAAUUAGCUGGUUAGCUAUGAUGCAAGUGUCAUCAGCUGACUCUGAGAAACGGAUUGCUGGCCAAUGCCUUUGUAAGUAAACAUGGUCACCAACUGCCUACACUUCUGGAUUAUGCCAAAGAAACUUACCUUCUUUACUGUUUGCCAUUUUCAGUCUAAGGACCACAGGGAGCCCUGCUUUGGACUCUUUUAUAGUUUUUCCUUUUUAAAGAACACAUGCUUCCCUAAGGAGCUUUGUUCACAGAGAAUUUGUUACCUCAGUGCUCACUAUAUUCUGUUUUAUAUCACACACUGAAAGUAGUUGGAGAGUCUUCUAAUACCUGAGAUGUCUUAUAAACAACACUCAUAGCACUUAAAAAGUUUGUGUGAACCAAACUACAAGUAUCUGAAAGUAUUUCAAAUUGUUCAGUUUACAUUUAGAAGAAUAAGAUUGUUUUAUUUUUUCCUGGUCAGGCUUUCCAGACAUUUCAAAUCCUACAGCCAAGCCUGAACAUGUCUUG
This is a messenger RNA of Hippopotamus amphibius kiboko, 12071 nucleotides long. RefSeq names its product tetratricopeptide repeat domain 39A (gene TTC39A). The record is from RefSeq and is a predicted model, not a curated record. Lineage: Eukaryota; Metazoa; Chordata; Mammalia; Artiodactyla; Hippopotamidae. Gene Ontology annotation, molecular function: protein binding. The coding region runs from base 692 to 2428 and encodes 578 amino acids. The transcript has 18 exons.